AUGGCUGAGGAUGCGGAGAAGGAAGGGGCCAAGCUGGAUCAGAUCCUCGACAGUAUUGAUAUGCUCUUCACGCGGGUCACGGACAUCGGCCUCACCCAACAGAAGAUGCGGGCUCAGUUGGAUCUCAACACUCAAGCGGUAGAUAUGCAGACUGCCGAGCAAAAGAUCAUGGCCAAGCAGAUUGCUGAAGCCGGACAAGCCAUCGCCCAACUCAGGAUCGAUCAGAUGAGUUCUCGGGAAACUCCAUCUUCAGACAGUGAUUCCAUUUCCUCUGCCUGUACUACACCAGAACCAUCACGGCGUCAGCGACCUCGAGGUGAGACUCAUCGCAUUACCACCCGCGAUCCUAUACCUCGCUAUUCUAUGCCCAAAAUGUCUUGCCCCCGUUUCAAUGGUGAUAACCCAGUUGUAUGGAAGGAUAAGUGUUUGGAUUACUUCAAGUUAUUCGAUAUUCCAGAGCACAUGUGGUUUACAGUUGCAUCUAUGAAUUUUGAUGAACCUGCUGCUCAAUGGUUGCAAGUAUACAAAAAGCAACAUAAGUCUACCUCUUGGUUGAAGUUUGUCCUUCCUGUUGAACAGAAAUUUGGUAGAGAUAACUAUAGGAAGGCAGUCAUUGACUUGUUGGAGUUACAACAAUCUGGUACUGUGGAAGAAUACUAUGCAGCUUUUCAGUCUUUACAGUUCCAAAUAUGCAUGUACAAUCCAGAAUAUGGGGAGGUUUUCUUCACUUCUCAGUUUAUUAAUGGGUUAAGAGAGGAUAUUCGUUAUGCGGUUCAAGCUCAAGUUCCUGAUGAUGUUGACCGAGCAUAUCUGUUAGCCAAAAUUCAGCAGAAAAUCUUGGAUAGAAGCAAGAGCAAGUCUCAAAGGACAGGGUUCAGAGAUCAUAAGCCCCAACAAGCCAACACGACAUUAUGGAAGGAGAGACAGUUAAGAGACUACAGGAAGGCCAAUGGGCUGUGUUUCCACUGUGGAGAGAAAUUUGAACCUGGCCAUCUGGAGGUUUGUACUAAGAAAACAAAAGCCCAACUCAAUGCCUUAGUGGUGAAUGAUCUUGAUCAGCCAUUGCCGGAGGAAACUUUAAAUGCCUUGGAAACUGAAGAUGUUCUCACUGAAGAGUUUGGGUACUUAUCUCUCCAUGCGUUGUCUAGUGUUGAAGCUGCUAAUUGCAUGAAACUGAGAGCCAAAGUAAAGAACAAGGUGAUGCUUAUCCUGGUUGAUAGUGGCAGUUCUCAUUCUUUUGUUAGUGCUGAUUUUGUGUCCCAAGUUGGCUUAUCUAUGCAAAAUGUGGGCACCAAAAAAGUUAAGUUGGCUAAUGGACAGAUUCUUUUGUCUGAUAAAAUGGUUCCUAAUAUGGAGUGGUGGUGCCAGGGAAACACUAUGUCUAUGGAUAUGAGGGUUCUGGAAUUGGGGACUUAUGAUGCAAUAUUGGGCUAUGAUUGGCUCAAGAAAUACAGCCCAAUGAACUGUGACUGGGAACAUAACACUUUGGAGUUUGUGGUUGCAGGCAAGACAAUUAAAUUGAAGGGGCAGUCUUCCCCAGAGCAACAAGUCUUACCAAUCAAUGCACUGCAAUUAUGGAAAUGUGCCAAGAGCAAUGACAUAUGGGCCUAUGCAAUACUGGAAGCCUCCCAGCCAAAACAAUUACAACCAAUUCCUGAUUCUAUACAGGAAAUCCUGCUGCAAUAUCAAGAUCUAUUUAAAGAACCCAAGCAAUUGCCACCAUCCAGGGUAUAUGAUCAUGCAAUUCCUCUUCAACCAGGGUCAAUACCAGUCAACUGCAGACCUUAUAAGUACUCUCCACAACACAAAACAGAGAUAGAAAAGCAAGUACAAGAACUGUUGCAAGCUGGGCUGAUAUCUCACAGCACUAGCCCUUUUGCAUCACCUGUGCUAUUAGUCAAAAAGAAAGAUGGGACAUGGAGAUUUUGUGUGGACUAUAGAAGACUGAAUGCCAUGACUAUCAAAAACAGAUUCCCUAUGCCUAUCAUAGAUGAAAUAUUGGAUGAGCUUGCAGGAGCAAAAUAUUUCACAAAGUUGGACAUGAGAUCAGGAUAUCAUCAAGUCAGGAUGCUGUUGGGAGAUGAGUUUAAAACAGCAUUCAAGACCCACCAGGGACACUAUCAAUUCAAGGUCAUCCCAUUUGGGCUGACAAAUGCCCCAUCUACUUUCCAGUGUCUUAUGAAUGAGCUGUUACAGCCAUUUUUGAGGAAGUUUGUUUUGGUUUUUCUUGAUGAUAUAUUAAUAUAUAGUCCCACACUGGAGUUACAUGAAAAGCAUGUCCAACAGGUGUUGGACACACUCAGGGCCAACCACUUGUUCCUGAAACUCAGCAAGUGUUCUUUUGCUCAACACAGCUUGGAAUAUCUGGGUCAUAUCAUUUCAGUAGAUGGAGUUGCAACUGACCCCUCUAAGACAGCAGCUAUGCUCAAAUGGCCCAAACCAACAACAGUAACAGAACUGAGAGGGUUCUUGGGACUCACUGGUUACUACAGAAAAUUUGUGAGAAAUUAUGGCAUUAUAGCAAAACCAUUGACUCAACUACUCAAGAAGAAGAACUUUGGCUGGAAUGACCAGGCUGACAAAGCUUUCAUCACACUUAAGUCGGCCAUGAUGUGCACACCAGUAUUGGCUUUACCAAACUUCACUGAACCUUUCACCAUAGAGACAGAUGCAUGUGGAGAUGGUAUAGGGGCAGUCUUGAUGCAAAAGGGACAACCCAUAGCAUUCCUUAGUAAAGCUUUGGGUGAUAAACAUCAGCACCUCUCAAUUUAUGAAAAGGAGUUCUUGGCUUUAAUCAUGGCAGUAGAAAGAUGGAGGCCCUAUUUACAACAUCAAGAGUUCAUCAUUAAAACUGACCACAAAUCUCUGGCUUAUUUAAAUGACCAGACCUUGCAUUCUGAGAUGCAGCGCAAAGCAAUGGCAAGAAUGAUGGGGUUGAAAUUCAAAAUACUGUACAACAAGGGCUCUAAUAAUGUAGCUGCUGAUGCUCUCUCCAGAGUGGCUCAUCUUAUGACAGUCCAGAGUGUAGCUGAAGCUAAACCCAUAUGGGUGCAGGAGGUGCUAAACUCUUAUGUAACCGAUCCCCAUGCUCAGUCUUUGUUGACACAGCUGGCUAUUACCAGUCCUGAUUCUGCUGGAUUUGUGUUGGACAAAGGACUCAUCAAGUACAAGGAAAGAAUCUGGGUGGGUGCCAAUUCUGCAUUACAGACCAAGCUGAUCAAUGCAUUCCAUGCAAGUGCCAUUGGGGGACACUCUGGAUCUCAAGCCACUUACCAACGUCUGAAGCAGCUCUUCACAUGGAAAGCUCCUACAUCCAUUCCAAGCACCAAUACUUCAGUGUCUGAGUUGGUUGAAGACAGGGCACUGCAUUUUCAAUCCCUGAAGCAGCACCUGUUAGCAGCUCAGAACAGGAUGAAACUUCAAGCAGACAAGAAGCGCAGUCCAAUGCAGUUUAUGGUGGGGGAAAAGUUUCAUGAGGAUUAUACACUAGUUUAUGCUGAGCUACCUCGUGUUACUGAUCUGGCACUCGCCAAUACAAGUCCAGAAGCUGUGUUGGAACGUCGCUUAGUCAAGAGAGGUAAUGCUUCCAUUCCACAGGGAGAGCACCGGCUGCUCGUCUACGAGUACAUGCCACAUGGUUCACUGGAUGGGUGCCUGUUCAAGGCUAAAUCUGAUGAUGCCCUGCCUUGGCACACGAGAUACCAAAUAGCUAUUGGGGUUGCCAAAGGGUUAACUUACCUGCAUGACAAGUGCAGGGAUUGCAUUAUCCACUGUGACAUCAAGCCACAAAACAUAUUGCUGGACGCAUCCUUUGUCCCAAAAGUGUCAGAUUUCGGACUAGCCAAGCUGCUGGGCCGGGAUUUCAGCAGGGUCAUGACGACAAUGCGAGGAACCAUCGGGUAUCUGGCACCUGAAUGGAUAAGCGGCACGGCCAUCACCACGAAAGCUGAUGUGUUUCGCUACGGGAUAAUGCUCUUUGAGAUCAUCUCACACAAAAGAAACAUAGAGCAUGGUGGGGGUCGACGAUGCACGGACAAGUUCUUCCCUAUACUAGUUGCAGAAAAAAUUCAGGAAGGAAAUGUGUGGGCGCUGUUGGAUGUGUUAAGAGUAUAUUUGGUAGUUUAG
Panicum virgatum (switchgrass) is the source of this 4125-nucleotide messenger RNA. RefSeq lists its product as uncharacterized. The record is from RefSeq and is a predicted model, not a curated record. NCBI's taxonomy places the organism in Eukaryota, Viridiplantae, Streptophyta, Magnoliopsida, Poales, Poaceae. The transcript is spliced from 4 exons. The coding region runs from base 1 to 4125 and encodes 1374 amino acids. Gene Ontology annotation, molecular function: protein kinase activity; ATP binding. Gene Ontology annotation, biological process: protein phosphorylation.